Messenger RNA from Hipposideros armiger (great roundleaf bat), 1045 nucleotides. RefSeq names its product family with sequence similarity 228 member A (gene FAM228A). The transcript is spliced from 6 exons. The coding region runs from base 249 to 743 and encodes 164 amino acids. The record is from RefSeq and is a predicted model, not a curated record. NCBI's taxonomy places the organism in Eukaryota, Metazoa, Chordata, Mammalia, Chiroptera, Hipposideridae.
CGCGCCCCCGCCGUCCGCCCUGCGCCCCGAGCCGCCGGGGCGCCCGAAGCCCAAGGGGGGCGGCCCCUCGGCGGAGCCAGGGCCGGGCAGCGGGGGCCUCCGCGGUGCGGCGGUGACCGAUCGGCCCCGGCCCCGGCGGGGCGGACCGCGAGGCACCCCUUUCCGAGCCCAGAGGCCGAGCUUUUCAGCAGUCACCUCUUUACUAAGUCUCCUCCAUUUGCUCUCUCCCCUCAGGGAUUCUGUUACCGAUGGCGGCCACGAAAAGGCCGAGCUAUGAUGAACAUUUCAGGCCGGAAAAAUUAAAAGAAUGGCCAGAACCCGAGUCAGUUGCUUUAAUGGAGGCAUUAGCUAGAGAAGACAUUGAUGAAGCUGUAAACACAAUAUUAUUGAGAGAAAAUUAUGUCGUGACGGAAAUUAUAUUUGGAGACUUUUAUGAUCCUGAAGUAUACAAUCCUUUUAAUAUGAUGAAAAAGGAUCCAAAUUAUGGAAAGGUUACAGUCCCACCAUUUUGUGAUCCUCUGUUUAGAAGGCAGCAAGAGCUGGAUGAAGAGAAGAGAGCUAUUUUUCAAUAUAAGACAGGAAAACAAUACACCUCAAAAGACUUUAAAGAACUAGAGAAGGCCAGGGUGGAUGCCAGACUGCCCCAGUUCAUGUCCACUGCACACAGCGUGAUUCCAAAAAAGCGGCCUAAAGCCUCUGCGAGAGCUGUGAGGCAGAAGCCUCCGAGUAAAUACAGGUUCUAGGAACCAGACGGCCCAGACCCCGAUCCUGGGCAGCUGGGGAAGGCCAGCGUAGAUGGGGGUCCCAGCCUGUGGAAAGAAGAGUGAUGACGGCAGAGGUCCUGGCCCAGCACCUGACCUCCCUGCAGACGGGGGCCAGGCAAGGCAGCCAGGAGCCGGUCCAGCUAUAAGGAGGCCAUUUGUAAUAAAGCUUCGCUGAACUGUGUGCAGUCUGCAGCAUCUAUACAAUGGGCAAAAUACUGCCAAUAUGUUUUGUCUCUCCAGAAAUGGAAAGAUAUUGCAAGAAAUAUCCAAAUAAUAGCUAU